Messenger RNA from Parnassius apollo (apollo), 288 nucleotides. NCBI's taxonomy places the organism in Eukaryota, Metazoa, Arthropoda, Insecta, Lepidoptera, Papilionidae. The record is from the annotation of a GenBank genome assembly.
AUGCGUGGUGCUCACUGUUGGACUGAUCACAGGCUUGUUGUUAUGAAAUUAAAUCUUCGUCUUCCACGUCCUUGUAGAUCUGAAAGAUCUAAACAGAUACGUCUGAACCUUGAACGACUCCAAGAUACUAACACGAGGGCUAAAUAUGCCGAAACCUUAAGCACUGCUCUGCAGCCCCUUGACCUAAAAUCAGGUGAGAUCAAUACUGUCUGGGAGUCUCUAUCGUCUCAUGUUCUCGACACUGCUCAAUCUACUAUAGGUUCGAGAUUUCGAAAAGAUGAGGACUAG